AUGAAAUUUUGAUUCGGUGGCUUCUUGCCCCUGUUCCAACCUCCACAACGACCUCAUCGUUGAUGUCGAUUCAUAGAAUGAUCAAUAAUAAUUAAAUUUUACAACUUAAUAAAAAGAACACAUGCCAUCAUUCAUCUUCCUCGAAUGGCUGAACCACCCACCCACACGCCCCCAGUUCCACUUGCCACCAUUCAUCCAUUCUCGACCAUCCCUUAUCCCUAUGACUUCACACCCAUUCCUACUACUCCGCAAGUCUCUAUUUUUAAAUCAAAUAAUCACGACGGUGGAUUCUUGAAAAUGGAUUUCUGAAGGGUGACGGUUGUUGGCAACUGGGGAAAUUUGAACCCGAAAAUGGCUUCAACCUUCAACUCGAACCCGAAUUCCACUCUUAGCUCUCCAGCUUUAAGUCUCCCACAUCCCAAAAUCCAUAACUACGAAAAUCCCAGGAUGCUUUCCUCAGACUUGCACGCAAAAUGGGACGCAAAACUCAUAAUAAACGGUGGUUCCAGGCUGUCGGGCCAUGUCAGCUUAAGUGGCUCCAAGAACUCGGCAUUAGCAAUCCUAGAAGCGGCACUCUGCUGUUCAGGCACUUCGAAGCUAACAAAUGUUUCGAAUUUAUCUGAUACAAGAAUGAUGGCUUCCAUUUUGUACUCUUUAGGUGCUGAAAUUCUGAUUUCUAAUAAUGAGAUGGUGAAACACUGACCUUGUCGGGUCUGUAGAACCUGAAUUGAGUGGCAUUGCCAAGAUUCGAGGUGGGUUCUUCGUUAUUGGUCCUCUGCUUGGCCGGUUUGGUGAGGCUGUGGUUGGUUUGCCCGGUGGAUGUGAUAUUUGGGCUCGGCCAAUUGAUAUUUAUAUCCGUGGGCUUCAAGCUCUUGGUGCUGUAGUUGAAGUGAGAAUGUGGGCAUGUGCAAAAGGUGCAGGAUCAGACAAGAUUUAUAUCUGCGGGAAAAAUCAGUUACGUGGUUCUGAAUACGGCAUAAUGCCAGACAGAAUCGAAAUGGGCACCUUCAUACUUGCUGCUGCAAUUACUUGAUCUUGCAUCCCUCUAUCACACUAGCUUGUUAGACAAGCUCUCAGGUGCUGGCUGCAAAAUAUUUCCCAGGCAUAGCAAUCUGAAGCUUUCUGCAAUCCCCGCAAGUAAGGGAGGUGACUUGCGAGGCUUCAAUGUUAGAACCCAACCGUACCCUGGACUCCCAACAGAUCUCCAACCCCAGACCAUGGCUUUGCUUUCAAGUUCAAGCAUUAUAGAAGAAUCUGUGUUUGAAAAUCACAUGGGUCAUGUAAGAGAAUUACAGAAGUUUGGAGCCAAACUUGAGGUUUGUGGAAGUACUGCAUUGGUUUUUGGCAAAGAGAAUGGAAGACACUUUUCUGGUAGUCGUGUUGCUGCUACCGAUUUAAGAGGCGGAAUGUCAUUGGUUUUAGCCAGGCUCGCUUCAGAAGGAACCACAGAAAUUAGUGGAAUUUCACAUAUUGAUCGAGGUUAUGAGAAUCUGGAGUCCAAGCUUUGUCUCAUAGGAGCUGAUAUCAAAAGACAGGAUCUUAAUAAAGGCCAUGCCAGCAAUUUUAGCACGCCUGUUCGCACGUCUAUUACCGAAUCAACAUACGACAUAUAGGCAUUAGUGCUAAUCACUCAGGUGCACUAACCUACUGACCCAUCGAUAUUUGAAAGAUUACAAUGUGUUUAGUAAGGCAUAUUUGUUACUUUUUGAGAGCAUUUGGU
This is a messenger RNA of Olea europaea var. sylvestris, 1720 nucleotides long. Its product is annotated as UDP-N-acetylglucosamine 1-carboxyvinyltransferase-like. The record is from RefSeq and is a predicted model, not a curated record. Gene Ontology annotation, molecular function: transferase activity, transferring alkyl or aryl (other than methyl) groups. NCBI's taxonomy places the organism in Eukaryota, Viridiplantae, Streptophyta, Magnoliopsida, Lamiales, Oleaceae. The coding region runs from base 1218 to 1613 and encodes 131 amino acids. The transcript is spliced from 5 exons.